CGAUUGUGCCCCUGCCGCGUCGACUCAUUUUCAUCAAUACACUUUUAACUCAUAUAAAAUGUCUGAACAUAGAAAUAGAUUUGUUUUCUUUGGUCCUCCAGGUUCAGGAAAGGGUACUCAAGCUAUUCAAUUAUCCAAGGAAUAUGAAGCUUGCCAUUUGUCUACAGGUGAUAUGUUGAGAGAUGCCGUAAGAAACCAAACAGAAAUGGGUUUGAAGGCUAAAGCUAAGAUUGAUGCUGGUGAACUUGUCAGUGAUGAUAUUGUCAUUGGUAUCAUUAGGGAUAGUAUUGGUUCUCCUGCUUGUAGAUAUGGUUUCAUUCUCGAUGGUUUCCCACGUACAGUACCACAAGCUGAAGCUUUGGAUCAAAUGUUGAGUGAUAGAAAUACUUCUGUAGAACAUGUUCUCAAUUUAGGAGUCUCUGAUGAAGUUGUUGUUAAACGAGUUAGUGGAAGAUUGACUCACCUUACAUCUGGUCGUACAUAUAACAAAUUCUUUAAACCACCAAAAGUCGAUGGUUUGGAUGACGUAACUGGAGAACCACUCACUCAAAGACCUGAUGACAAUGAAAAUAUUAUUAGAAAUCGUUUGAAGACUUAUCACGGAUACGCUGAUAAGGUUCUCGGAUAUUAUAAUCAAAAGGGUUUGGUGAGAAACAUUAAUGGUGAACAACCAAUUUCUGUUGUCAAUGAACAAAUCAGAUCCUUCUUUAAGAAAUAAGCUAAGCAAAAAAUUAAAUUAUUAAAUUAUUAAAAUUCUAAAAA
Naegleria gruberi is the source of this 762-nucleotide messenger RNA. RefSeq names its product adenylate kinase. Bases 59 to 718 code for a protein of 219 amino acids. Gene Ontology annotation, cellular component: cytoplasm; mitochondrion. The record is from RefSeq and is a predicted model, not a curated record. Gene Ontology annotation, molecular function: ATP binding; AMP kinase activity. The transcript is spliced from 3 exons. NCBI's taxonomy places the organism in Eukaryota, Heterolobosea, Eutetramitea, Acrasida, Naegleriidae. Gene Ontology annotation, biological process: nucleobase-containing compound metabolic process.